UAUAAGUGUAAUGGAUUACAUGAAAAGCUAUUAGAGUUCUUGUCAGUUAGUCUAUCGUGUUCUAUUUCAAUCAGACGUAUAUUUUCUUUCCAGUAUACUCCUGAGUGUAUUGCCGUUAGGUGGUUUAAAAGUUAGAAGAAAAUAUAUUAUCAUGAAAUUAUUAAUAGUUAUAGUAGUGGCAUAUCUUUUGACUAUCAACAUUGGAAUUACAAACAGUGCAAGAAUUUUGGCUAUAUUUCCAAUUCCUUCUUACAGUCAUCAAAUAGUUUAUAACUCUAUCUCCAAACAUUUAAGUUUACGAGGUCACCAAGUUACUUUAGUUACACCAAAUCCGAUAAACGACACAAAUCUGAAAAAUUUCACCCAGAUCGACAUCAGUAAUAAUUACAUACUACUAAAAAAUGUCAACUUCUACAAAGCAAGAACAAUGUACACAUGGAUUGAUUUACUCAGGAUUUAUUUAUUUGAAAUAAGCCGAAAUUUCUCCAAAAAUGUUUUUGAUCAUCCUGACUUUAAAAAGAUAUACGCGCCGGAAAGCAAUGAGAAGUUCGAUCUUGUUCUAGUCGAAGCAAUACUAACGCCAGCCAUUUAUGCAUUUGGAUACAGAUUCAAAGCUCCUUUAAUAGGUAUGAGUUCGUUAGCGCUUACACAAUUAUCUCAUUUUAACCUUGGUAAUCCAGUGAUACCGUCACAUCCUUCGUCGUUCGAGUUGAAUAAAAGCCUUGGUUCGAAUUUACCUUUUUGGACAAGAGUAUACAAUUAUAUCGUAACAUGGUGGCACAUACACGUAACUUGCAAUAAUAAAAUGUACAAACCGCAACAAGAAAUUGCAGAAAAAUAUUUGGGCAAAAUACCUUCUAUCAUAGAAUUAGAAAAGAACAUGAGUAUCCUAUUUGCAAAUCAGCAAGAAGAAAUUUCAUUUACCCGGCCCAACGUCGCUAAUGUUAUAAAUUUUGGAGGCUUACAYAUAUCAAAUGAUAUUAUAAAUAAACCUUUAUCGAAGGAAUUAAAAAAAUUCAUAAAUAAUGCGUUUAAUGGUUUCAUUUACGUCAGUUUUGGAACAAACGUGAAUCCAUUAACGUUUUCGAAUAUAUUGUUGGAUUCAAUUUUCCAUGUUUUCUCAAAUUUACCAAUGAAAGUUCUAUGGAAAUUCAAGGGAAACUUUUCAAAAAUAUCAAAUAAUAUAUAUACUGCAGAAUGGUUUCCGCAACAAAACAUCCUGGCGCAUCCAAAUUUGAAGCUGUUCGUUUAUCAAGGUGGACUUCAAAGUACAGAAGAAGCUAUACACUUUGGAGUACCACUUGUUGCAAUACCAGUAUUAGSUGAUCAAGAUAUGGUAGUCAUGAAAAUGAAAAGCUUAGGGGUAUGCAGGAGUGUCGAUAUUUUACAAAUGACUAGAGAAGCUUUAAACGAAGCGAUUAUGGACGUAUUAAAUAACACAAGCUAUAAAGAAAAUAUGUUGAAACUUAAAAAUCUCAUGAAAGAUAAACAAUUUGACACCAUGGAAAACGUCAUUUGGUGGAUAGAAUAUGUUAUUCGUCAUAAGGGAGCAAAUCAUCUCCGUUCUAGCAUUGUAGAUGAGCCGUGGUAUCAAAGAUACGACACUGAUGUUAUCGCCCUAUUAUCUAUUGUAUUGUUUAUAAUUGCCGUCUUUAGCCUAUACAUUACUGUUAAUGUAUUCGUAAUUAUUAUAAAAUAUUACGCAACCUUAUUAUCCAAAGAAAAAAAUAAAAAGAAAUUGAGCUAGUUGAAUAAUU
Messenger RNA from Polistes canadensis, 1757 nucleotides. Its product is annotated as UDP-glucuronosyltransferase 2C1-like. The record is from RefSeq and is a predicted model, not a curated record. Gene Ontology annotation, molecular function: UDP-glycosyltransferase activity. The transcript has 5 exons. NCBI's taxonomy places the organism in Eukaryota, Metazoa, Arthropoda, Insecta, Hymenoptera, Vespidae. Bases 152 to 1747 code for a protein of 531 amino acids.